AUGCCACAACAACAGCAGCAACAGAGUGAGGGUCACGAUCAUUUCACCACCUCAGACGACGACAAUGAGAUGAUGAAGGAGAUCCUGGCCACCCAUGCUGAUCAUCACAAUUAUUACAACAAGGUCGACGUCAACCCGCAUCUCCAACUCAUCGAGGAAAUCCUCCGGCACUCCACCACUCUCAAACGCACCAAUAUUCAUGAACCAAAAGUUUCUUCACACAUGAAAAGCUUGGACGAGAAGUUCCAAAAGGUCGACUCCCAAAUUAUGCUUGAAGCAUUGGCUUACAUUAUACACAAGAUCUCCUGCGAGAUAUCGUGCGAGUGCUCUAGGGGUGAGGAUGCGCACUCCACAACGGUGGCACUGUUCACUACCUUAUCAAAAUUCUCCUGGGAUGCGAAGGUGGUGGUGGCCUUGGCCGCCUUUGCCAUCAUCUAUGGGGAGUUCUGGCUGGUGGAGGAACUCUACGCGACUCAUCCAUUGGCCAACUCCGUAGCUCUGCUAAAGCAAUUACCCCACAUAUUUGAACAACAAUCCGAGAAGCUGAUGAGGCCCAGGUUUUCAGUGCUCUGGGGUCCUAUCAAAGGCAUGCUCGACGUGACCAAGUGCAUCGUCCAGUUACACGAGCUGCCACCUCAGUACAUCUCCCCCGACGACGACCAAUCACCCUUGUCAGUGGCCACCGCCCACAUCCCCACUGCUGUUUACUGGACCAUCAGGACCGUCGUCGCCUGCACAUUCCAGAUCAUUGGGUUUAUUGGCUUGGAUCGUCACAAGUAUAUCAUUUCCAUAUAUCUCUCCCUCCCUUCUCUAUUGUCCAUUCCCCUCUGCUAUGACCACUACAAAAUUGCAGAUCUAUUCCAUCGACCACUGAUGAAAAAGAAGAAGAAGAAGAUUGGGAUCUGA
Telopea speciosissima is the source of this 906-nucleotide messenger RNA. RefSeq names its product protein SIEVE ELEMENT OCCLUSION B-like. The transcript is spliced from 3 exons. Gene Ontology annotation, biological process: phloem development. The record is from RefSeq and is a predicted model, not a curated record. Bases 1 to 906 code for a protein of 301 amino acids. NCBI's taxonomy places the organism in Eukaryota, Viridiplantae, Streptophyta, Magnoliopsida, Proteales, Proteaceae.